Heterobilharzia americana is the source of this 2226-nucleotide messenger RNA. The record is from the annotation of a GenBank genome assembly. NCBI's taxonomy places the organism in Eukaryota, Metazoa, Platyhelminthes, Trematoda, Strigeidida, Schistosomatidae.
AUGUUCCUUUUACGGAUCGCAGAGGCUCUUGUGACAAGUGAAGAAUCUCAUUUAGCAUUAUCCAAUGCGUAUAGAAAAGAAACUGUUGAAUGUGAGCAAAGAAUUCAUAAGUUUGAGGAGAGAUUAUCUCCAGAAAGUGAUAGGUUAUUAUCUUCACCUCAACCAACCGAUGCUACUCUUACCAGUCAACCGGUGCUUGAAGGAAGUGAAAAGUUAUCUCGAAUAUGUUUAAAUUCCUCAGUUGAUUCAUCUAUACAUAGUCCUGCAUCUUUUACUACAACAUCUGCACAAUGUAUAAAUUCUUCUAGGACUAGUCCUUAUCCACCUGCUUCUUCAAACCCGGUACAAUUUAUUGAUAAUCAUCCUUCUAAGCAGGUUCAUCAAGGAUUAUUAUAUAAUUUGCUCAUUUCUAAAGAAAACUCUUCACAAAAUUCAGUAACCUCGAAAAAUUCACUUUCUACUUCUCCCGGUCAAUCACUUGUGGAAAAUAAUGAGAAAUCAAGUGAUUUGAGAAUAGACAGUCCACUAUCAAAUUCUCCAGUGUUAUCCUCUUCUUUCGUAACUCCUCAUCAUAUGAAUACAAGUAAUCAUUGUGUUUCGGUUAAAAACUCUACAGUGUAUUGUAAUUUACGUCAUCGAGCAAACUCUUUUGGAUGUAAACUUCCCAAUAGCCGACCAUAUACCCGACCACAUGCUUCAUCUGUUGGUGCAGCUUCCGAUUUUUAUCCUAAUCUUAAGGCUCGUGUACAACAUCGUCGUCAUUUGGAAGGAGCAAUAUCUGAUUCAAUCUUUUCAAAACCAAAAGGCACAUUGUAUCAUCGAGCACUUUCAAAGUCACAUGAAAAUGCAAUGAAUAGCUCGCAUAUUGACACUCGUUCACAAAGUUUAAGUGCUAUUCUACCUCAAAGGUCUAGUGUUUCCUCGUCCGGUAUAUCUAGUCCUCGAGUUCAUCAGCAAAGUUUGUCUGCUCAAGCUAGAAUCAUGGAUGUUUCUUCUGAUCUAACUACUCCACAAAUCUCAGGGUUUGGUUCAAUCGGCCUACAACAAUCUCCUCAAACGUCAUCUCUGUCAAAUGAUUCUGGUUCUGAAGAGCCGAUUGAUCUCACUGGUUAUUCUAUGGUUUUGUCACCAAGUAUUACUUCAUUUUCUUUACCUUCUACUAUACCCGGUGUUUUUGAUAAACAAAAUGGAAAUUGUCCUUAUGUACAGUUAGCUAAGAAAACUGCUCGUCCGGUGCAAGCACGAAUUACCGAGUGGUUACGACAAAUCACUGAGUUUGUAGCUCUUUCCACCCCUCUUGUUUCAACUUUGAAACCUAAAUUAUGGACUUUAAAUGGUUUAUCUAAACAAGUACAUUGUUUAAAUAAGAAAAAUGAUAGUUUACCUUGGUUAUCUUUACUUGGACAGUGUUGGCAAAAAUUGUUAGCGUUAAGUAUGGUUGAACAUUCUCUGGAUGUUGUUGUCGUUGAAGACAAGUCACAAUAUGAAGAGGAUAAAAAGUACCAGAAUCCUAUUCAACUUGAAAUUCCAUGGUCUUUACUUCCAGAUAUUCAAAAAUGUGGAGUAACAAGAAAUAGGCGACCUGAUCGAAAAUUUGCUAAUGAACUCCUUCAGUCCUUAUCAGAAAUACGUCAAGCUGGUCUAAGUGCACAAGAAUUUUAUCUACUACGACAUGUGAUUCUGUUAACGGUUGAUGAGCCCGAUACUCUACCUACACUGGGUUUAAAUGUAAUUCGUGCUUCAAGGUGUAUGGAUACCAAUAGAAAUGAUCAGUCAAAUGCUGUUGCUAAUCUACUAAAAGAUGGAACUCAGGUGCCUAUUCUAUCUCGAGACAAUGUUCCACCUACUGUCACCUUUGAUUUAGCCUGCUUAGCCAGUGGACUUAAAGGUCUACAAGUUAUGUGCCCUUAUCGGAUAGCAAAUUUAUUUUGUGGUCAUUUGCGCAGCACUUCUAUUUUGAAUCAAACUUUCAUUCUUGAUAUGCAUCUAAAGUAUUUGUCAGCACUUAAAGAUUUACAUACAUUGUCUGCUUCAACACAAAUCACCGCCAAUAUCGUUGUCAAUAAUGGUAGCAGUAAUAAUGGUAAUAAUAACAGCAAUAAUAAUAAUAAUAAUGGUACGAACAACAACAACAACGACAACAAUACGAAUAAUAAACAUUCCUCGUUUGAAAAGACACCGGUAAACAGAAAAAGCAUCUUGGAACAAUUGUUUGAUAGUGCUUGA